Messenger RNA from Hibiscus syriacus, 722 nucleotides. RefSeq names its product probable calcium-binding protein CML46. The coding region runs from base 139 to 696 and encodes 185 amino acids. The transcript has a single exon. NCBI's taxonomy places the organism in Eukaryota, Viridiplantae, Streptophyta, Magnoliopsida, Malvales, Malvaceae. The record is from RefSeq and is a predicted model, not a curated record. Gene Ontology annotation, molecular function: calcium ion binding.
CCUUCAAAUACCCCCAAUCCCAAACCUCACCUUUCCAUCAAAAUCCAAUCUUUCAUUCAUUCUUAUUUCUUCAACACUUCCUUUCACAAUUCAAAAAAUCAACUACUACUCCUUUUUCUUUAUUUCUAGUCUUACAAAAUGGAGACAUCAUCAACAAACUCAGACUAUACCCUAUUUCCAUUCAUCGAUAUCAGUAUGAUCUUCUUGUUUCUUAGCUUGAAAUGUUACAACACCUUUAAAAGUUCCUUCUCAGGUUAUUUGUCUUUCCCACAUUCCAAACAUGGCAGCUCAAAGGCCUCAUCAAAUUUGGAGAAACCCCAGAAUUUUGAUUGUUCAACCGAAGAAGCUUCUUUUGAUGACGAGGAAGAUUGUGUUGUAGUUUGCAGAGAAGAUGUGGAGAAGGUGAUGGGGAAUCUGGGGAUUUUUUGCAGCAAAGAAAGUGACGAGCUUUGCAGGCUGUUUGAAGAAGAAGAGCCGAGCUUGGAAGAGUUGAAGGAAGCUUUUGAUGUGUUUGAUGUGAAUAAAGAUGGGUUCAUUGAUGCACAAGAGUUGCAGAGAGUUGUGUGUGUUUUGGGUUUGAAGGAAGGAUUGAAGAUUGAGAAUUGCAACAAAAUGAUCAAUAAGUUUGAUGUAAAUAGUGAUGGCAGAAUAGAUUUUCAGGAAUUUGUAAAAUUAAUGGAGAUAACUUUUUUCUAAAUCAGUCUAAUAACAUACAUAUACAG